AGAAUCGAAGAUCGUUUUCGAAAAUGUAUCGUGGAUUGGGGAAAGACGAAUUCCGACAGGGCAAUUCGAUUGGACCGAAUGUCAAUGUCAGGUGUGGUUAAUUUUAUUGGACAUAGGGCGUUUCUUAUUCGCGCGUUCUCCCAUCGAUGGACGCGUGCCCCAUGGAGCGAAACCUUUUCUCCCAGGUGCUAUAUAAAGGCCAGGGGACGAAGUGGACACCAUGAGACCGACCCAAGGUACCUUGGCGAGUACUGUACGCUCAGAUAGCGCGCAAGGAGCCACAAGUUUGUCCACAAGAUGAAAUUUCUCAUCAUUCUCUCCGCUCUGGUAGCAGCAGCGUCUGCCAGGCCAGGCUUACUAGUAGCGCCGCAGGUGGCAGCACUUGCGACGCCCUUAACCAUCACGAAACUAGUACCUGGCGCGCCCAUAGGGCUCGAUGGCCGAGUCGUGGACACCCCGGAAGUAGCCCUGGCAAAGGCGGAACACGCGGCAGCCCACAUCAACGAGAGAAUCAAUUUGGCGCAAGAGUCGCUGAAAUCAGCUGAUGCGAUCGCCAUUACGGGGCCUCUGGUCGCCAGCAGCGUGGAGCCCAUCGCAGUAGCGGCCAAAAUCGUGCCUGCAGCUCCUCUCGGGCCCGAUGGCCGUGUCGUGGACACGCCUGAAGUGGCUCUGGCCAAGGUGGAGCACGCUGCCGCUCACAUAAAUCAGAAGAUCGAGCAAGCUGUCGAGCAAAGACAAUCCUCCUCUUUGGAGAUUCCUCUCGUUCUGUCCACGUAUUCAGGACCCGUGAUCCAGAAGGUUUUACUUAACGGGCUUGAACACAAAACGCCGGGCCGGGUAGCGUGGAGAGCUGGAGCGAGUACUGGCCACCAGCAGCGCUUUUCGAAAAGGGGAGACACCGCUCCGGGGGAAGGAAAAGAAAAAAAAAGAAAGAAAGAAGAAGAAAGAGACGAGAAAGGAUCGAGAGAAAGGAGCGAAGCCAUGAGGGGAUUGAUCGUUUUCAUCGCGACGGUAGCCAGCUGCAGGGCCGGUUUCCUCGGCUCGCCCUCGUUCGGCGAGCCCCAGGUGCACCCCCAACCGGCGCCCCAGAGGUUCGCGCCCCCGGCACCGGUCGGCCAGGACGGGAACGUGAUCGAUACCCCGGAAGUUGCGCAAGCGAAGGCUGCCCACUUCGCGGAAUUCGCGAGGGCCGCGGCCAGGGCCGCCGAGGAGAGCAAGAAUCAGCCCCAAUCGGUCGAGUACAACCCCCAACCCUACAACUUCCCCUCCCCCCAGCCCCCCGCUUACGUCAGGCAGCAAGCGUAUCAGUCGCCCGCGCCGAUCUACCAAUCUGCACCAGCGGCAACGUAUAAUCAAGCGAAUCCUGUGUCGGGUUAUCAGCCGCAGUACACGGGAAAUACGAACUUUGUCGGGCAGCAAAGUUUCGCCGCCAACGUGAAACCCACCCCUUUCGUGCCUGCGCCCCUCGCCGAGGAUGGGACUGUAAUCGAUACGCCGGAAGUGGCCGCGCUUAAGGCCGCCAGGUUGGCGGAAUUGGCCGAGGCCGAAGCGAGGGCAUAUAAGUUUGCACAGGAAUACAAACCGGAAGUCCAAGGCCAAGCUUAUGCUAGUCCACCAGCCGCACCAGUCCAAUACAAUUCUCCCGCGGCUAGAGUAUUUCCUGGCGCAGCGCCCUCUUAUCCAGCGGCGCAACCUGCGUUUGGCAAACCUGCUUUCCAACCUCAAAAUUAUCAAUCGCAGCAAUUAGUCGGAGCUUAUUAAAUUGAGACAAACCGUGACGUAUUUGUACAUAAUUUAGGUCAAUAAAUUGUUCCCCCUCCUCUUUUUUAAA
This is a messenger RNA of Apis florea (little honeybee), 1831 nucleotides long. RefSeq lists its product as uncharacterized. The record is from RefSeq and is a predicted model, not a curated record. Lineage: Eukaryota; Metazoa; Arthropoda; Insecta; Hymenoptera; Apidae.